This is a messenger RNA of Mandrillus leucophaeus (drill), 2313 nucleotides long. It is a transcript of the gene PRKCG, whose product is annotated as protein kinase C, gamma. The record is from RefSeq and is a predicted model, not a curated record. The annotation marks the transcript as partial. The transcript is spliced from 14 exons. Gene Ontology annotation, molecular function: diacylglycerol-dependent serine/threonine kinase activity; ATP binding; zinc ion binding. Gene Ontology annotation, biological process: protein phosphorylation. NCBI's taxonomy places the organism in Eukaryota, Metazoa, Chordata, Mammalia, Primates, Cercopithecidae.
UUAGUCUGCAGCUUUGUGGUUCAUCGACGAUGCCACGAAUUUGUGACCUUCGAGUGUCCAGGCGCUGGGAAGGGCCCCCAGACGGACGACCCCCGGAACAAGCACAAGUUCCGCCUGCAUAGCUACAGCAGCCCUACCUUCUGCGACCACUGUGGCUCCCUCCUGUACGGGCUUGUGCACCAGGGCAUGAAAUGCUCCUUUGGCGAGGCCCGUAACCUUAUUCCUAUGGACCCCAAUGGUCUCUCUGAUCCCUAUGUGAAACUGAAGCUCAUCCCAGACCCUCGGAACCUGACGAAACAGAAAACCCGAACGGUGAAAGCCACGCUAAAUCCUGUGUGGAAUGAGACCUUUGUGUUCAACCUGAAGCCUGGGGAUGUGGAGCGCCGGCUCAGCGUGGAGGUGUGGGACUGGGACCGGACCUCCCGCAACGACUUCAUGGGUGCCAUGUCCUUUGGUGUCUCAGAGCUGCUCAAGGCACCAGUGGAUGGCUGGUACAAGUUACUGAACCAGGAGGAGGGCGAGUAUUACAAUGUGCCGGUGGCCGAUGCUGACAACUGCAGCCUCCUCCAGAAGUUUGAGCGGGUGCGGAUGGGCCCCUCUUCCUCUCCCAUCCCCUCCCCUUCCCCUAGUCCCACCGACCCCAAGCGCUGCUUCUUCGGGGCAAGCCCAGGACGUCUGCACAUCUCUGACUUCAGCUUCCUCAUGGUUCUAGGAAAAGGCAGUUUUGGGAAGGUGAUGCUGGCCGAGCGCAGGGGCUCUGAUGAGCUCUACGCCAUCAAAAUCCUGAAAAAGGACGUGAUCGUCCAGGACGACGACGUGGACUGCACGCUGGUGGAGAAACGCGUGCUGGCGCUUGGGGGCCGGGGUCCUGGCGGCCGGCCCCACUUCCUCACCCAACUCCACUCCACCUUCCAGACCCCGGACCGCCUGUAUUUCGUGAUGGAGUACGUCACGGGGGGAGACUUGAUGUACCACAUUCAACAACUGGGCAAGUUUAAGGAGCCCCAUGCAGCGUUCUACGCAGCAGAAAUCGCCAUCGGCCUCUUCUUCCUUCACAAUCAGGGCAUCAUCUACAGGGACCUGAAGCUGGACAAUGUGAUGCUGGAUGCUGAGGGACACAUCAAGAUCACUGACUUCGGCAUGUGUAAGGAGAACGUCUUCCCCGGGACGACAACCCGCACCUUCUGCGGGACCCCGGACUACAUAGCCCCGGAGCCUCCCUUCGAUGGGGAGGAUGAAGAGGAGCUGUUUCAGGCCAUCAUGGAACAAACUGUCACCUACCCCAAGUCGCUUUCCCGAGAAGCCGUGGCCAUCUGCAAGGGGUUCCUGACCAAGCACCCAGGGAAGCGCCUGGGCUCAGGGCCUGAUGGGGAACCUACCAUCCGUGCACAUGGCUUUUUCCGCUGGAUUGACUGGGAACGGCUGGAACGAUUGGAGAUCCCACCUCCUUUCAGACCCCGCCCGUGUGGCCGCAGCGGCGAGAACUUUGACAAGUUCUUCACGCGGGCGGCGCCAGCGCUGACCCCUCCAGACCGCCUAGUCCUGGCCAGCAUCGACCAGGCCGAUUUCCAGGGCUUUACCUACGUGAACCCCGACUUCGUGCAUCCGGAUGCCCGCAGCCCCACCAGCCCAGUGCCUGUGCCCGUCAUAUCCUGCACCCCAGCAUUCCGGCUCUGCCCCCGCGGGUUCGAGACGCCCCUCCCGAGCGUUCCUGGCCUUCUAAACUCCAUACAGCCUCUACAGCCGUCCCGCGUUCAAGACUUGAGCGGAGCCCGAUAUUCUCCCCGACCUUAGCAUUCUGGACUCUGCCCCAAUCGGGUCCAGAGACACCACCACACCACUAACCAUCCCCAACUCCAUGGGGUUCGAGACUCCAUCUUGGUAGUUCUAUGCCUCCCCCCAGACCCCGCCCCUGGGGAAAUAGCCUCACGGGGUUGGCUGUUCCAGACUCAGGUUCCAGAACAACCCUCAGCCUCCGAGGCCCGCCCCCCACCGCCUCCACUCCAGUUCUAGAUGAGUGGGAGGCAUGCCCCCCUCCUCCAGUACGUCCCGCUGCUGUGCUCUGGGGAUUUCUGGGAUAUAUGGAGGAUUCUUCCCCCAGCGGCUCCCAAUCAGCUUUUGUUCUAGACUUCCCCAUCCCGAAGCCAUCACUGCUCCCCGCAGCCUGCCUGCCGUGCAUGGCUCCUGUCUGGCUCGGACCCACCCCAACCCUCCCCAGUGCCUGCCACUCUCUGGGACUCUCCUCCUCCCCUCCUCUUCCCUUAGCCUCUCCCAGCCCGCCACAGCUGCUGGAGAAUAAAUUUGGGAUGCUGA